This is a messenger RNA of Aquila chrysaetos chrysaetos, 1700 nucleotides long. RefSeq names its product peptidylprolyl cis/trans isomerase, NIMA-interacting 1 (gene PIN1). The record is from RefSeq and is a predicted model, not a curated record. The transcript has 4 exons. Gene Ontology annotation, molecular function: protein binding; peptidyl-prolyl cis-trans isomerase activity. Bases 78 to 557 code for a protein of 159 amino acids. NCBI's taxonomy places the organism in Eukaryota, Metazoa, Chordata, Aves, Accipitriformes, Accipitridae. Gene Ontology annotation, cellular component: nucleus; cytosol.
AAAAAAAAGUGGGUUCGCCCCGCCUCUCCCCGCGCCAAUGAGGCCGGGCCGGGUGCGGGAGGCGUAGCCGAGGGAAGAUGGCGGAGGAGGAGAAGCUGCCUGCGGGCUGGGAGAAGCGCAUGAGCCGCAGCUCCGGCCGUGUGUAUUACUUCAAUCACAUCACAAAUGCCAGCCAGUGGGAGCGGCCCAGCGGCAGCGGGAAGAACGGCCAAGGGGAGCCUAGCAAAGUGCGAUGUUCACAUCUCUUGGUGAAACACAACCAGUCCAGAAGACCCUCGUCAUGGAGGCAGGAAAAGAUCACGCGGACCAAAGAUGAGGCACUGGAGCUUAUAAAUGGCUACAUCCAGAAGAUAAAAUCGGGAGAAGAGGAUUUUGAAUCUCUCGCUUCCCAGUUUAGCGACUGCAGCUCGGCAAAAGCGGGAGGCGAUCUGGGUGCGUUUGGAAGAGGUCAGAUGCAGAAACCUUUUGAAGAUGCCUCAUUUGCGCUGAGAGCUGGUGAGAUGAGCGGACCAGUUUUCACAGAAUCAGGGAUCCACAUCAUCCUACGCACAGAGUGAAGUGCCUUGGUGACAUGUAGAAAGGAAAGGGCGAGGGGAAGAAAGGAAAAAAAACAAAACCUACUCCAACCCUGCACUCUCCCAAAUGAACUUCAUAUCCAGUUUAAAAAAAAAAAAAAGCUCAUUUCAUAUCUCAAUAUCUUCUGUGGCACCUGACACAAUGUUUUUCACCUGCAGAGAUGCAUGGUUAGCCAAGGGUGAGAACACAAUCAAAAUAAGACAGUAGCAUCUUUCAUAAGCAGAGAGAAUGUUAAAAACAACAUUUCUGGCAUGCCACAGCUGCUUGAGUUAUAUUGACAUGUCUCCUAAGCUGAGGAACUGUCAAUGCUAAAGGUCACACUUCAGUGCUUCCCACAUCCACCCUGUUAGAGACACAGAGUAUUUAAUGCAGCGCAGCACUGCUGAUGGCGAAGCUGACUUGUGAACUCUGGUGCUAUGACGGAAUGAACUCCCCAACCCUCUGCAUGUUCGUUUAAACACAUUUUAACCUGAAUGAACGGUAUUUGCUCUGCAGUCCAGUCUGUUGGUUUGUAGAACUGAUUUACUAAAGCCAUUCAUAAAUUGACCGUAAGAUACCAAACGAUGAGCCGGCUUAGCAUGGGGCACCCCUCCCUCGGUGUCCGUCCGUAGCUUCCCUUAAUGCAGCUGUCUCGGCGAGGAUCGUCCCUCUGUCCCGUCACGCAGUGGCACCGGGAGCUCUCUCCGCUCCUGCCAUUGCUUUGACUCUAAAACUUGAAGAUGCCUUUUGGUUCUGAUUACAAACGAGAGAGGCUAACGGCCAGUAGUUCCCACUGCAGGAAGAUCAGUAGCCAGCCUGAGCUGUGUAGCGGUACGUAGGAUGCUGUGUGCUUCCCAUUCCAGCCUGGAGUCACUCCAUUAUUUAGACACGACAGUGCCAUUCUGUAGGGCGGACUGUAUUGUGGAUUUUCAGUUUUAGCUAGAAGGCUGUUUUUUUUCUCAAGCUCCUCUCGAUCCACUUGUGGUUUAAACACUGUAAGUCAUUGUUUUCCAGUUACACUGCAUUGCUUAUGUUUAGCGAAAUAAAAACGAAAAAAAAAAAAUAAAUCCCAGCUUUGGUCCAAUGCAAACCAGCUGUAUAGUUCCAGUUCUCUUAAGCAGAAAAUAAAGCCCUCUCCAAUUAAA